Molecule: messenger RNA, 2631 nt
Organism: Cladophialophora carrionii CBS 160.54
Lineage: Eukaryota; Fungi; Ascomycota; Eurotiomycetes; Chaetothyriales; Herpotrichiellaceae
Exons: 1
Coding region: 1-2631 (876 amino acids)
Biological process (GO): protein desumoylation
Cellular component (GO): nucleus
Molecular function (GO): deSUMOylase activity
Source: RefSeq, a predicted model, not a curated record
AUGGCUGACGAUUCGUCUUUCAUGGACUGGGCGCCUCAGACACCUCCACCUCUUUUCAACCCAUAUCAAGGCGAUUACAUGCCCGGUGGAUGGCCUCAGCAACCACCGACCCCUCAAUUCCGCACCACUGGACUGUUCGAUCCGCCCCGCCGACGAACACGUCUCGAAGAAUUCCUCCUUCCUGUCCUGCCUGCAGCGAAACGGGUCUGCACAAGCCUUAUCCGCGCUACAAUCAAUGCGACUGCGACCGUUGUCACGGUGCCUACAUAUGCUAUUGUUCGACAGGUCAGACACAUGCAGCAAGCUCGUAGAGCCCGUCCCCCACCUCAACAAGCUCCACGAAAUCGAAUCUCUCCGGCGCGCCCAGCUCGACGUGUUGUCAUUCAGACCCCUCCUCCCAGAACACCCGAACAGCCAGAAACUGUCUUGAUCACUCCUCCCACAACCCCUCCACAGCAGGAAACGGCCAGAGUCACUCCUCUAAAGAAGCAAACUCAGGAAGACGUAGCUACAGAAGAUAUUCCAUUUGAAGUCCCGGAGUUUCGACCUGCUCGCCUCUUGCGACGAACGAACAAACAUGUCACACCCAAGAAGGUUAUCCAGCGCAGACGUCUUAAGGAUGCGUUCCCUGGCAUGCCACUAAUCCCUCCGCCACAAACUUUGAAAUCAGUCACUGUUCCAACCCCAGAUCACAUCGUCCAGAAGCCUCUCCCUGAAGCAGGAAGCGUCCGACUUCAUUCUCCAUUUCCGCAGUUUGCCCCAGGUCCUGCCGCACCUCCGUCACCUCCAUCACCCGCAGGCACCGUCACAUCAACAGAGUCAGUUACGCCAAGCGCGCAACUGCAAAAUAACCUUUCUGCUGCCACCGAAAGCGAUUCGGAUGGAAACACAGUGGUCUCGUCUGUCAUCACUUCGAGAAAAAGACGCAUAGAUAUCCAAGGGUCGAGGGCGACCGAAGGAAAUGCGUGCCACGGUGUAAAGAGAUUCCAGACUGCAGGUCUGAGCGUCUACUUACCCGACACCCCUACGCCCAAUCCAUCCAUUGUUGUGCAAACAGCAGUGGCUGCAGCCGAUGCAGAAGCACCGCCGACACCUCUCAACACUUCCUUGCUCUCACCCUCACGCUUCAAGAAUCGAAACUACGACACUCCGAAGCCAAGCUCGAAGAUUUCGGCAAAGGUCUGGAAAACACCACCAUCCGCACAGUCGUUCAUCUCUUCGACUUGCGAUAUUUCUCCCGGCAAUUACCACCUUGACGAAGUAAGAUCUCCCGUUAAGAGCGAGAUUUCCUCCUUCUUCCAAGGUACUCCACCGCCCUCCCCAGAACUAGACGCCGACGUGUUUCGGAUGAUCACCACAGGAGGCGGCUCGCCAAUCCCCGCGUCAAAGAAUCUAGCUGAGCAUGAGACCAAAGCACCGAUUGGAUCUAACACUGGCGAUGGACAAGUACAGUCAUCGGGUGAAGGCUCCACCGGUAAUAAGCCGGCCGUACAAGAGAGCGAGGAAGAAAGACAGGACAAUGUCGUUGCCCCAGCAGAAGAUGGUAUUGAGAUGACGGAUACACACUCUGGCCUGGCCACCCAAGGUGAUAUUCCUGAACCAAAUAACAUGGCAGAAGCAACGGAGCAAGUCUCAUCAGACGACAAAGCAUCCCCCGUCAGAGCCAUCGACGAAACCACGAGCACUCCUUCACCCCCGAUUGACCUCACGGACGACAACGAAGGCGGCGGGGCAAAGUCAUCAUCUCCUCCAUCCGAUCCUGCUCUUCAGACUCCCGAAAAGAAGCUCGCUCAGCUCACAAUCGAGGAUGAUAAAUAUCAUACCCCGGAAAAACCAACUCCCAAAGCCUCCCCGCACUCGGUUGAGAGAACCACUCGAAAGACGAGAGCCGAGACCAAGCGUGAGCUUCUGCUCAAAGAAAAACACCUUUACAACAUCGCCGAGCUUGCAGCGGAAUGGGAAGGUCGCAUCCAGCACGCUCUCCAGUACGGUCACGGCGAUUUCAAAGCCAGCGAUUUCACCCGCGUCGUUCCCCUUUCCAGCAACAAUCGAGGCACAGACAGGUGGCUCAAUGACGAGAUUAUCAACGGAUACCUCGCACUCGUCGUCAAGCAUGGCCGACAGAACGAUCGACCAUCACAAGUCCCCUCCUACCACGCGUUCUCAUCAUUCUUCUUCAACAAUCUGGAGGAGAAGGGACACGAUGGUGUCAAGCGCUGGGGCACCCGCGCCAAGAUUGGCGGGAAGAGCCUCUUGGAGACCGAGGCGGUCUUCAUCCCCAUCAACAGCGGGGCCCAUUGGACGCUGUUGGUGGUCUCGGGCAAGGGGCGUAGUGCAACGCACUACAACUCGAUGUCCGGGAGUGGUCGCCGCUACAUCACAGCGGUGAAGACCUGGCUGGCUGGUGAGCUGGGCUCCCAUUACAAGGAGGAGGAGUGGACGUUUGUUGAGCGUGGAGAGAGCCCAAUGCAGUCCAACAUGGACGAUUGUGGCGUUUUCACAAUCACCAGCGCCCGGCAGAUUAUGCUGGGCUUGACGCCCAUGUCAUAUGGGCCAGAGAUGAUCCCUCUGCAACGAAAGAGAAUCGUUGCAGAGCUGGUGGCUGGCGAGCUCUUAAAGAGCAAUUUGUGA